GAAAAAAUACCCAAAUGAGUUCCCGCCAGCUUUGCCAUUUGGAUUUGAGAAUGUCAUAACUCCGGAUGAAUGGUUAACACUCCCUCUACAAGUAGGACCAAAUCACAACGACCAAGAGCUCCAUCAACACAACAACCUCGAGAAAGAAGACGACAACAAACUCCUCCAACACAAUUGGCCCACACUCCAUUGGAACGAUUACAGAAUAUCGUAUCUCAUUGGGAUGAUGGCGAGUGUGUCAAUCUAGGCAUAGAGUCUGAAGUUUUUGAUCAGGAUAUGUCUCACUGUUAUAUAUUUAAGGAUGACAUACUUCAGUUUGCUCGAAAGGAGAAGAUUGGACAAGCAGUACUCGUCAGCUACAUGAGGUAUAUAUCUCACAAAUAAGUUUGUUCAUUUAAUUUUCUAAUUUGAUUUAUUCAUUCAUAUAACAAUUUUUCAUAUUUUUGUAUUAGGUUCAUUUACAGAUAUGUGGUACAACA
Humulus lupulus (European hop) is the source of this 479-nucleotide messenger RNA. RefSeq lists its product as uncharacterized. The transcript has 2 exons. The record is from RefSeq and is a predicted model, not a curated record. NCBI's taxonomy places the organism in Eukaryota, Viridiplantae, Streptophyta, Magnoliopsida, Rosales, Cannabaceae. Bases 70 to 384 code for a protein of 104 amino acids.